Molecule: messenger RNA, 1341 nt
Organism: Striga hermonthica
Lineage: Eukaryota; Viridiplantae; Streptophyta; Magnoliopsida; Lamiales; Orobanchaceae
Source: the annotation of a GenBank genome assembly
AUGGCCUCAAUCGACAUGCUCAGCGCCUUGCCGGACGAAAUCCUGUCUCACAUCCUCUCUUUUCUCUCCUUCAAAACCUCCGUCUCCACCAGCACCCUCGCCGCAAGAUGGAGGCGUCUAUGGGCCUAUGCCCCUAACAUACAAUUCACCGAAGAUUCCGUCCCGUGUUCAAUUUCCGAACGCACGAAUUUUUUACGCAAGCUGACAAAUAUUGUGUCCCAGUGUGAAUCGCACGGCGUGAACACACUUCGAUUUAAUAUGUUUUAUUUCGACGAGCAUGAAGUUGAGGCGUGUCUCGAGAGCGCCUUUGCGCGCAACGUGAAAAUUGUCGAUCUUACUUUUCCGUAUUACAUCCAUAGUAUGUCCCCUUGCAUCUUCACAUCUAAGACCCUAGUUGACCUGAGGAUAAAACAUUUGCAUAUUGAGAUGAAUGAGGGAGCCGUGUGUUUGCCGGCCCUUAAGAGGCUUCGUCUCGAUUACGUUCGGCUUGGUUGCUCCCUCGAAAGCCUGAUUUCUGGUUGUCCUGUGCUCGAAGAUUUGACUCUUGGUAACUGUCUGCUUAAUGACGGCGAAAAUGGGGAAUGCCAUUGCAUAUCUUCUCCCAUUAUGAAGAGGUUGGUUCUCCAUUGUUUCUUACCUUCCACUUCCAGAUUGAAGAUGGAUACUCCCGCGCUUGAAUAUCUUGAGUUACGUUUUAUUAAGCCCUAUAAUCUCUCGGUUGGGCCUAUGGCCUCCUUGAUUGAAGUACAUAUUGUUGUUUGUUGCUUCUAUCCGAUUGAGAAUGACAAUCUUUAUUCUCGUUCUCUGGUGGAACUCGUUGGUAGGUUCUCUAAUGUAAAAGCUAUGAAAUUAACAAUUCCAGAGAAGAAGAUGGGAGAAACCCUCCAUUCGCCUAUGGCUAAUUCAAUCAUGAAGCUUGACAAUUUAACAAAACUCGAAGUAGAAGUCGAUUGGUGGUUUCUCGCAUAUUUCCUAGAGAAGGCUGACAAACUUAAAGUCCUUAUCAUCCGUAAUGUUUAUCAUAAGGAUAACAGAUUACCCUGGUUGUCAGCGCCUCUCCAAGUACCCCUCCAAGUGCCUAAUUGCAUGUCAUCACAUCUUAAAAUAGUACAAAUUCAUGAGUUGGAUGGUACAGAUGAGCAUGAACUUGACAUGGUUAGAUAUCUCUUGAAGAAUGCUAAAGUCCUCGAGAGGAUGGAACUACACUGGUGCGAGGAGAUGGAACGACACUGUAUAGCAGAAUUGAUUGGGAGGAUUUCAUCAUUUGAUCGAGGAUCUGAGAUGUGUGAGAUUGUCUUCAACGAAUAUCUGGAAUUGGGCAAGCUAACACUCGACGGCUGA